AUGGCGGACCUUCUCAAGCGUCUGCACCCACCCCAGGCCCAGUACCGGGAUCGCCGCUUCAACGGCACUCAGGAGGAGUUUGAGGAGGUGCUGCGCCAAAGCACCACGGUGUACGUCGGUAACCUGUCGUUCUUCACCACCGAGGAGCAAAUAUACGAGGUUUUCAGCAAGACGGGGGACAUCAAGCGCAUCAUCAUGGGCCUGGACCGUCAGAAGAUGACCCCCUGCGGCUUCUGCUUCGUCAUCUACUACAUCCGCGCCGACGCGGAGGACUGCAUCAAGUACCUGAACGGGACCAUGCUGGACGACCGGCCCAUCCGCAUCGACUUUGACUGGGGCUUCCGGGACGGCCGUCAGUUUGGCCGGGGGCGCAGCGGGGGGCAGGUGCGGGACGAGUACCGCAUGGACUACGACUCCGGGCGGGGCGGGUACGGCACGGUGCUGCGUGGCGAGCUGAGCGCCCGGCAGCAGAUGCUGAGCAUGCUCAGCGGCGGCAUGCCCGGCACGGAGGGCGGGGACCAGUUGCACCCCCGCCUGGCCGCCAGGGGGCCCGAGGACGACGACUACUGA
Molecule: messenger RNA, 570 nt
Organism: Auxenochlorella protothecoides
Lineage: Eukaryota; Viridiplantae; Chlorophyta; Trebouxiophyceae; Chlorellales; Chlorellaceae
Product: Nuclear cap-binding protein subunit 2
Exons: 3
Coding region: 1-570 (189 amino acids)
Biological process (GO): mRNA cis splicing, via spliceosome
Cellular component (GO): nuclear cap binding complex
Molecular function (GO): RNA cap binding
Source: RefSeq, a predicted model, not a curated record